Lates calcarifer (barramundi perch) is the source of this 2267-nucleotide messenger RNA. RefSeq names its product BCL2 family apoptosis regulator BOK a (gene boka). Bases 323 to 955 code for a protein of 210 amino acids. Gene Ontology annotation, cellular component: mitochondrial outer membrane. The record is from RefSeq and is a predicted model, not a curated record. Gene Ontology annotation, molecular function: protein heterodimerization activity; protein homodimerization activity. The transcript is spliced from 5 exons. Gene Ontology annotation, biological process: extrinsic apoptotic signaling pathway in absence of ligand; regulation of apoptotic process; intrinsic apoptotic signaling pathway in response to DNA damage. NCBI's taxonomy places the organism in Eukaryota, Metazoa, Chordata, Actinopteri, Centropomidae.
AUAAGUGCCCUUAGAAGGAAAGCCUGUCAGACUGUAAACCUCUGCGUCCAGAGGGGCAGUAAAUCCUCAGUUCACAAAAGUUUGCGAUCAAAAGCACUUUUCUGCUCAGUGACAAGUUAAGAUGGAGCCUGUGGAGGAUGAUGGUGUAACUGGGGGUUGUUAGCCUGUUGAUUCUCGGGAUAAUCUCCACAAGUCCCCCCCCCACCCUCACCCAUUCACCAUAAGAGGAAUUUGGAGGUCGUGUGCCGGGGAGAAGUGGCCGCUGUGUGUGGCGGUGGAGGCGGGGAGGUGAACAGCGCACUCCGCGGCGGAUGACAGGGGCAUGGAGAUGUUGCGCCGCUCCUCUGUGUUUGCGGCCGAAGUGUUUGACCGAUCGCCCACCGACAAGGAGCUGGUGUCCCAGGCCAAGGCACUAUGCAGGGACUACAUCCAUUCCAGGCUGAACCGUGCCGGCAUAGGCUGGUCUAACCCUGAACACGGACUGUCAGCAUCAGGUGGAGCACUGGGAGAGAUAUCCUCGGUUCUGCUGUGGCUGGGCGAUGAGUUGGAGUACCUUCGACCCAACGUUUACCGCAAUGUAGCACGACAACUAAACAUCACAGUGGCAUCAGAGAGCGUGGUGUCUGAUGCCUUCCUGGCUGUAGCUGCAGACAUUUUCUCCACAGGUGUAACAUGGGGAAAGGUGGUGUCUUUGUACGCUGUGGCAGGGGCCUUGGCAGUGGACUGUGUACGCCAUGGUCAUCCAGCCAUGGUUCAUACCAUCGUCGACUGCAUGGGGGAGUUUGUCCGCAAGAGUCUGACGUCCUGGUUAAAAAGGAGAGGGGGCUGGGUGGAUGUCACAAAAUGUGUGGUGAACACUGAUCCCAGCUUCCGCUCUCACUGGCUGGUGACUGCUGCCUGUGCCUUUGGACACUAUCUGAAGGCCAUGGUGUUAUACCUCCUCAGGGAGAAGUGAGAGACAAAGUCACAGGCUGGACUCUUGGCAGACUGACCUACGCUGCACAACCACAGACAUCCACUCCACUAAAGCAUCCACUGCUUUGGAUUAUGUUUACACUCGUUUGCACUGAGCCUUCAUGGAUGAACACCUAUCUCUUCACAGACAAUGGACUUUCCUCGCUCCUUCUGUUUCCUCGUGUCUAUUUAUUAUUAAAGGUUAUACGAUAUAUUGGCACACAUUUGACGUGAAUGUAUAAAAUCAGCCACUGUUUGAGAUUUUAGCUUUUUAUUUUCCCACAAACAGCAGAGCUGACCAUUUGGAUGCCUGUUUGGCAGGGGUUUCGCUGCCCCUAGUUGUUGAAAAUGGUAACUACUCUAUUUUGGAACAUCAACUGAGAGUCCUGAGGCCGUUUACAAGGACUUGGUCUUACAAAAAUCUACAGGCCAACAGACUAGUGCAUGCUAGAUAAAUAGAAAAUAGCCUACAUCAUAUUCUCCUCAUACCAAGGGAUUGUAUGGAAAUUUUCAGGGGGACUGGGUUCAGAAAAAGGGGAGGGGUUUAUGUAUUUCUGUCUCUUUGUUGAAAGGAGGGUGGUCUUUUUCUCACUCUGGAUUUGGUUCAGUUUUACCAACAGUAAUCCUGUCUCUGUUUCAGGGUUUUAUUUUCCUUUUCACAAUAGCUAGUAUUUAGCAGGACCAACAAGUCAGUAUCAAGAAACACCUAUCUUUAAAGAAAUCCCCUAUGCCUACUAACAGUUGUUCUUUCACUUAUUCUGAACCACAGUAGAAAGGAAGAUAAAGCUAAAUGUGUCAUAAAAGGUCAAUCAGUAACAUAACUCAAGAGCAAAAUCACAUGUGGCCAUAUGUUCUACUAAUUGGUAAAGUGGGGUAACAUUUUACUGGGGUUCUGUUAGCUUAUUAAUGUGUGAAAUGAGGUACACUAUUUUAAAUCACUUGUGCUUUUCCUCUUUUAGUUGUACUAUUAGCUCAGGAUGGCUUUGGUUUUUUCACCUCCCCAGUCCUCCAACUACUACAAAAUGUAUUUCAGAUAGCGCUUUACAUUCAAUGCAGUUCUUGCUCUGUGUAUUCUUUGUUCACUGUGAGGCAGUGUGUGUUAUAUUGCUGUACUGUGAUAGCAGAAAUGCAAGUUACAGUAUGUUUUCUGAGUUAGAGCACUUUGAUAACAUUUCAGUUUAUGAGUAGAAUUUAUUCCAUGAAUAAUUUCACUUUUGUAUGGCAUGUAGCACUAGGUGACCUAGAAAAUAAGCAAAUGUUUGUGAGUCAUCUGCAACUGUAAAUGUUAGCAUUAAUAAAUGUUUCAACUAUCA